This is a messenger RNA of Colius striatus (speckled mousebird), 2434 nucleotides long. RefSeq names its product F-box and WD repeat domain containing 8 (gene FBXW8). The record is from RefSeq and is a predicted model, not a curated record. NCBI's taxonomy places the organism in Eukaryota, Metazoa, Chordata, Aves, Coliiformes, Coliidae. Gene Ontology annotation, biological process: cilium assembly; protein ubiquitination. The transcript has 11 exons. Bases 10 to 1788 code for a protein of 592 amino acids. Gene Ontology annotation, cellular component: ciliary basal body; Cul7-RING ubiquitin ligase complex; centriole. Gene Ontology annotation, molecular function: protein binding.
CCCGCCGCCAUGGCCGCGGGCUCGGCGGAGCCGGAGCCGUUCCGCCGGCGCUGGCGGGAGGAGCCGGCGGGGGGCGCGAAGCGGCGGCGGCGGGACGCGGCGGAGCGGCCGGAGCCCGAGAGCCGCCGCGGCGCCGCGGAGCCGGGCGAGCCGAGCUACCUGGCGCUGGCCCGCGACCUCCUGGACGGGGGCGCCCCGCCCGCCCCGGCCCGCCGCGGCCCGUCGCCCGCCCGCCCCGCCGAGGAGCCCGCGGGGAGCGACGACGGCGACGAUCUGCUGGGGCAGCUCAUCCGCGACCUGAAUGAAAUAAAUGAGGUUCCUUUCUUUGAUGUCCAGCUGCCUUAUGAACUGGCACUGAAGAUAUUUCAGUACCUGGGCAAGGCUGAAUUGGGAAGGUGUGCUCAGGUGAGCAGAACAUGGAAGAUCCUUGCAGAAGAUGAAGUGUUGUGGUACAGGUUGUGCCAACAGGAAGGAUACCUGUUAGACACGAGCAUCUCUGAUCACUCCUGCUGGAAAGUGGCCCUCAGGAGCUGCCGGGCCCGGGAGCGCACCUUGAAAACCAACUGGAAGAACCGCAUCGGUGCUGUGAGCCAGCUGGAAUAUGAGCUGGGAAAAAUCCUUUGUGAUGUCCAUUCCUGCGAGGGAGUUGUUAUUGCUGGAUACACAUCAGGAGAAGUGAGGUUGUGGGACACUCGCACCUGGGACUACACAGCCCCCAUCUUGGAACCGAUGCACGGUCCUGGUGAUGCGGGACCUCAGCCACAUGUCUCCUUUGUGAGGAUAAACAGCUCUCUGGCUGUAGCAGCUUAUGAGGAUGGGACUGUUAGUGUUUGGAACCUGAUGUUCGGGCGGGAGCCAAUCCAUCAUUACCAGCACAACCAGAGGAUACAGGCUUUAGCUCUUGCUUCAGAGGGGGCAACAGUAGCAACAGCAUCUGGCUUCGAGGUCAAAGUGGAAAGCUCUGAUGACAGGGGAUUCUGGCAAACUACACAAACAUUUGAAAUCCAGAAAUUGGUCAACUUCCUUCACCUGGUUCCAGAUGUUACAGGGUGUCCAGUGACAGUGGCAGCUGCAGAAGAUGUUGUCUAUCUCCUGAAAGCAGAAGCUCCUGGCAAAAUCCUCCAUUCUGUCUAUGGUCAGCCUGUCACGUGUCUCGAUGUGUCUGCUCAUGAAGCAGCCUUUGGGGUCAGAAACUUUGGCUGGCUGUUGAAUGAACCCAACCAGAUUCUUCUUUACAACCUGGAAACAAGUCAGUGCCUGAAGAAGAUGGGCAACUCGAUAGGUGACUUCACAUGUGUCAACCUCCGAAGCAGUCCUGCAAACAUGCUCGUUACAGGCAAUAAAGACAGAAGGAUCAGGGUGUUCGAUCUCCGCAAGAGCGAAGCUUUGUGCUCCCUCUAUGCUCACCAGUUAGGAGUGUCUGCAGUCCAGAUGGAUGACUGGAAGAUCGUCAGUGGAGGAGAAGAGGGCUUGGUCUGUGUGUGGGACCAAAGGAUGGGCACCAAGCUCUGGGAGAUGCAUGCCAGGCAUCCAGUUCGCCACGUGUGGUUUAACUCUCACAGUCUCAUCACUGCAAACGUCCCUGACGAGAGAAGCCCCCGAGGGAGCAGCGUCCUGGCCGAGGAGCUGAGCGCCUGCCGCAAGUAUCGAGGAAUCAUCUAUGCCUACGAGUUCUCAGUGGACCAGUUGGCUGUGGAGAGCGUCCUUCCCAUCUGCCGCUCCUCCUACGACGAGGUCACUGGUUACAACUACAACAUUGGCCUUGCAGUUCCCUAUGAUAAUGUUUAGGUAACUCCCUUUACUUGGCCAGCCCUCUGGCCAGAGGCAAAAAGGAGAUCCACGUGGGACAAGCACCAAGGAGAUGGUGUUGGCUGCGUGAUGGCCCGUCAAAUGAGCUGAGCAGCAGCCAACAGCUUGGGGCUGUGAACCAGAACACAGUGUGGCUGCCCUCAAGCACAUCACUGCAGAUGUUCAAAGGUCCACUCUGGUGGAAAGGAGAGACUGAAGGGGAACCAUGCACUUGAGUGUAAACACAGAUGUUCCUAAGGGCUGCUGAUCCCAGCUGGACAGAGGGACAUGGGCAGGAAGCGAGAGCCCCGAGUGGUGGAAGGCUGGGAACACCUAGAGGAGUUGAUGCCUGUCCUGAGAGGGGGGCAAAAAUACCAAGGACUUGCAAGAACCACCUUCCUGAGCACGUUUGACAUCCCUUUCCUUGUAAUGAGCUGCUUGUUCUCCUUGGAGUGCAUCAGGACGUGUGCAGGACAGGACCAGGCACGAAAGGUUCUGGUGGUUGGGAGAGGGGAGUGUGGUGGAGAGAGGGAGGGGAGGGCUGGCCUUGGCCAGGCUGGAUGCUUGGCCACAUGCAUCACAGUGAUUUUAAAGUAAAUUAUUUUUUUAAAAGCUCUCCAAUUCUGAAUUAAAUGCUUUCACACUG